Rhipicephalus microplus (southern cattle tick) is the source of this 8509-nucleotide messenger RNA. Its product is annotated as MAM and LDL-receptor class A domain-containing protein 1-like. The record is from RefSeq and is a predicted model, not a curated record. Gene Ontology annotation, cellular component: membrane. Lineage: Eukaryota; Metazoa; Arthropoda; Arachnida; Ixodida; Ixodidae. Gene Ontology annotation, molecular function: protein binding.
AUGCGUCUGCUUGUGAAGACGUGCAAUUUCGAAGAAGGCUUGUGCAAGGAAUGGGUGACCCUUAACUGCAGCAAAUACGCUUGCUUCAGGGUUCGCAAGGUCGCCAGUACGCAGCACGGACCCGUUAAAGACCAUACGCUUCAAACAGAGGAUGGCUCGUGCGCCUAUGCAACUGCCGGUGGCACAACGGGUGGACCCACUACAAUUUCCCGCGUGUUUACUGGACCUUUGUGCUUUACUGCCUGGUACCACCAGUCCGGUACUGUGCACCAUGCUGCGGAGUUCUCGGCCAAAGGAUCCGAUGGCGUGCGACGAAACUUCUACAUGACUCAGCAGGAGAUGUCAGGACGCUGGCAGCGGGUCAUAUAUUCCGAUAAGAGGAAGGGUCCAAUUGAGAUACGAGUCUACUACUUCGUCAGAGACUCGUAUGAGGAAUCUACUUUAGCACUUGACGACCUGACACUGGAGAGCGGCGAGUGCCCGCCAGAGCCUACGGCUGGUUCUUGCAAUUUCGAUUGGGAUGACAGAUGCGGCUAUGACCUCGGGAAAGGGGAAAACAGUUGGAAACUUUUGGGCAGCCAGCGAGAAAGCUUUUUCUUACCUGACUAUUCUACUGGCACUAUUAAAGGUGGCGUCGUCUACCUGGGUCUGAAAAAUAACUAUACAUCUGCCGUCUUGACUUCCCCAACGCUCACUGGACGAUCCGGGGUUCAAUGUCUUCAGUUCCAGUACUACCUCCCGUGGGCUGAGGCAGUUGCUCAACGAGCGUACACCCUCAAGGCUACGGUCACAGGCAAGUCAGUUGUGCGGACGCGCCUCUGGUACCAGCCUGCUCCAACCUUAGUACGGGGCAGAUGGACCGCUGUGAACGUUGCCUUUAGAGCAGAAAAGGAUUUCAAGAUCGAGUUGCAGUGCAUUCUACAGAGGGAGCAGUUUAUUGGAAGAACUUUCUGCGUGAUCGACGCAAUUGCUCUAAAGGACUGCAGCGGAAGGAAAGAUUUGAAAAACCAACUGUGCGACUUUGAAGAUGGCUGGUGCAGUUGGAAGAACAUCAACGAUCCAGGCAGCGGGAAACUCUUCUGGGUUCUUGGUGGGGGAAACAUUAAGACAACGCUACUGAGACCACGUCGGGACCAUACACUCGGCAACAGUUCAGGUUCUUACGCAUUCGUGAGUAACUAUGAGAGAAAAAGUGGAGACCACGCCGUGCUAAUCGGAGAAAGACUUCUUCAGAACAACGAGAUAUCCCAAUGUGUCGUCUUUUGGUACAUUAUCUCAGGCGACAACAGCACAAACCUGAAGGUUUCCUACUACAAGCAAGCGCCUCAAAGGCGUCUUCAUGUAUCCCUGUGGAGUCAACAAAGUGUUGGUCCUGCUACUUGGCAACAAGGCCGCAUUGCAGCGCCACACAACAUAACGAUUACAUUUGUAGGAACCAUGGGACCAGCAUCGACACCCGCAUAUAUUGCGCUCGAUGACAUCGUUAUCACCGCAACGGACCACUGCGACACAGUACCUAAAGGAGCCGAAACUUUAGCUGCUGCUGACCUCCUUACCUGCAGCUUCCUCAACAAACAACUGUGUCACUGGACAGCAAGCGGAGCCCCGUCAAGGACGUGGAAAUUUGGGCCACCUCUUAGAACAAACCUUGGACCACAAAUGGGACCAAAUCAAACUAACGGUGGCAUGAUACACGUGACAAGAGACACAGUGGCCAAAAACGUCGGAUUGAUGCGACUCUCGUCGCAACCCUGGUUGACAUUUGACACAUUAAUGCUACCAAAAGCGGCGAACGACUCUGUGGUGGCACUUGGGCCAAUAGAGGCUACCCCUGCUGCAUGCGAUGUCUUGACGGAUGGUGAAGGUUACUGCGAUUUUGAGUUCGACGAGUGUGACUGGAAAUCAGCCAAUGGAUGGAGACGGCAACAAAAGGCCAUCGUGUUCCAGGAUCCCUUGACAUUUGACACACAAAUGCUACCAAAAGCGGCGAACGACUCUGUGGUUGCACUUGGGCCAAUAGAGGCUACCCCUGGUGCAUGCGAUGUCUUCACGGAUGGUGAAGGUUACUGCGAUUUUGAGUUCGACGAGUGUGACUGGAAAUCAGCCGAUGGAUGGAGACGGCAACAAAAGGCCACCGUGUUCCAGGAUCCCGUGAGAGGCUCUCACUCAGGACCAGAUAGUUCUGCCUACGUCCUCAUGGCCACACGAGCGUCUUCGUCUCCAUCUGGCACCCUAGUAACGAGCCCAGAAUUUCCAGGCGACACUGAGCCUCAUUGUUUCGAAUUCUGGUACCAACAGACUGGAGGAAGCGGAGUGGAGCUACAGGUUGAAGUGUUGGCAAAUGGCAAGAGUGAAGUAGUGUGGAAGAAACCACUGAAGCCUCUGACAAAUGACUGGAUGCUUGGGCGUGUGCAGAUUACACAGCGAAAGACAUUCAAGGUCGCAGUUCGUGCCAAUUUCACCGAUGGGAAAGCGCAAUCAGUGAGCAUCGACAACGUUGUGCUGAGGCCUGAAGCCUGUACCCACCCUGCCGAGUGUUACUUCAUGAAUGACCUUUGCGGAUACGUCAACCACUAUGAAGGAGACUUUCGCUGGUAUGUCGGCCCGGGUCGGCUGGAAAAGCCCGAAAAUUUCCACGGUGACCCCUUGUUAACAGCGGGAGAGCCAUACGUCUACCUAGACUUCACUUCUGCGACGUCCGGGAAGUAUACAAACACGGCGACGCUAUUGAGCCCUAUUUUCAACGCCAACGAUAAUGAAACUGUGGUAACCAUCGAUUACGUCAGACACGGAUCAGAUGCCACUUCGGCAACCCUGUCAGUUUUCUGCUACGGGAGUGAUACUUCAGCCAGAGGUGAAUUGCAGCAGUCUCAUGAAUUUCCCCAAGUAGAUGAGUGGGCGACACUAGUAAUGACGCUCAGAGAGGGAAAGAACUGUCAACUUGCCGUACAAGUUACUCGUGGAGAUGGACCGGACGGAGUGUUUGGUAUCUGGAGGAUUGAUGUGGAGGGGUCCUUGCCAGACAACAAAACGAAGGAAGGUUUUGACACACCGACUCGAUGCACAUUCGAUAAUGGUACCAUGUGUGGUUGGGAUCCGAGUGGAGGCACGAUUACGUGGGCUCUGAACGAUCCCGCAAAGAAAGUUCCCUCGAAUCCACGCUUCGACCACACUCUCGCUGCUUAUAAAGGUCGUUUCAUAUACGUGUCAAGUGACAAAGAUAAGUGGCAUGGAACUGGAUCUCUUAAAAGCCCGGAUCUCGACGUCAAUGCCACCGAAGGAGCCUGCUUGAGCUUCUGGCACUUCACCGACCACGAGAAACGAGCCUCGGGCCGGAAACUUCGCCUCCUGGACUGGUCACAACAGCCGAAGACAUCGGCGUCCCAGAUCACACAAUCAAGACACUUCAAGGACAGUACCUGCUACGUGAACACGACGGCAGUAGACUCGCACCACCCAGUCUCCAGAGUGUUCAUGCCUGUUCGGCCACCAACAGAAGCUACGUGCGUCACAUUUUGGUGGCAAGGGCGUGGUGCAUCAAGCGAGCUAAACGUGUACAGUUUUACCAAAGAAACGGCAAUGAGAGAUCCGCUGGUUUCUGUCAGCACCUACGUGGCAGGGGACUGGUGGAACGUGCGGACAGUUACCGUAUCAUCCCGAAGCAAGUGGAACCUUGUCUUUGAAGUUGUUGCUGAUUCUGGAGUCGACCACGAUUCUGGCGUCAUGGUCGACGACGUCGAAUUCACCGACGAAGAGUGCGGACCUUACAAUUACUGCACUUUCGAACAAGAUUGUCUGCCUUUGCGCAUACUCGAUAGAGGCGAAGAAACGAAAUUCGAAGUUGAGAGAGCUGGAUCUUUUGACUUACUUGCUCAGGACCAUACGACGCAGAGUGAAGAUGGUUACUUCCUACUGUAUAAGAGUUCGGGGAAUGUCGGCAACCAUUCAAUCAUAAAGCUUCGCGAACCAUCCCGCUACAGUUGCAUCUCCUUCUGGUACUACCUACCUGUAUUGAGGAGAGGUGUGGGCCUCUAUUUGAACGGCGAAGAGAUGAAAGUGACAGAUAGAGCUUGGAAACGCCAGCAGCUGCAGUUCACGAAAAACUUGAUCAUUACUGCGCUAUCCGGGAGCAGUAACAAAGGUUUCGUAGCCAUCGAUGACCUUCUACUCAGCGAGACGCCAUGCGACGAAAUGGGUCGGUCGCCACGCAUGUUUGACUGCGGGAAGAACCAGACUGUGCCAGUGGAAAAAGUGUGCGACUUCGUGCCCGACUGCAAAAACGCCGCCGAUGAGCAACGCUGCGGCCGGUGUGACUUCUCCGAAAGUACAUGCGGCUGGGACAUAAGGGGCUUCGGUAAUCGGGGCUUUUUGGCCUGGCAUCAUGCCCCCAUUGGAAAAGUACCAAGGUCGCCACGAACAGGAUCCGACGCAAGGCGUAGUGGGAACUACUUGCUCUUGUACUCGAAUGUGACUGCUCAAACCUGGAUGCACGCCGGUAUUCAUUCCCCCAUAAUAAGAAACACUGACAAGUUGUGCACAAUUCAGUUCUGGUAUAACUACGUCGGAAACGGCUCUCUUGCAAACCAUGCGGAUGUCUCCCUGCUCCUGAAUGCUGGUGGCUACGUGAUGCCUGUGUGGUCCCUCCGCACGUUUGGCGUACCAAACCGUGCCGGUGUUUGGAACUGGGCUCUGGUGUCAAUCGGACGCUACAGGGCAGCUGUCAGUUUUUUCUUCGAAAGCUGGCGACAUGCGCAGGAGGAAGUCAUGUUUGCUGUCGACAAGAUAAGCUUUUAUGGAUGUGCACUACCAGCUAAGUCAAACAAUUGCACCAAAUCACAAUUCACUUGUUCCAAUGGGGCUUGUAUAGCCAAACGCGACAUCUGCAACUAUGUCGAUGAUUGUGGAGAUAACAGCGAUGAAUUGAAGUGUGAUGACUAUCGACUCCGCUGCAACUUCGACACUUCGUUUUGUGAUUGGACGCCAGACGCUCCUUCGAAUAAAACACACAAGACUUGGGUUUUGAAAAAAGGAACGGGGGCACUGGCAGUGUCACCGACGCGAGAUCACACGACAGGCACCCGUGACGGCAAAUUCCUUUUUCUGCCAUCUGACAUGAAGAAAACAACAGCUGGCAUCACGGGACCGACACUGGACGCUACCAAACAAUGUUGGAUAAGGUUCUUUUACUUGUUGCGCGGUGGGAGUAAGCCGCAAUUGACAUUGAAUGUGCGGUACACUAAGGACGGGCUGUGGAAACCUGUUUGGUCGGCAAGUGGACAGUCGCACAUGUCGCACUUUAUGGCUGCUAGCGUGCGCCUCCAUGAGACCGUUCCGUAUCAGGUUGCCUUCACCGGAGAGCAUCAAGUGCCGGGAUUCCAUAGCUACAUCGCCAUCGAUGAUGUGACAUUUUCGGAAAGCUGCAAAGCAUACGAUAAAGAGCUUCCGGCAGUACCAGCAACACCGCCUCCAUCUGCCUGUGGAGAUCGAGAAUUUCAAUGUGGCGCUACCACCCAGUGUAUUCCAGUGGUUGAAGUGUGCGACUUCAAGAGCGAUUGUUCCAAUGGAGCCGACGAAGAGCGAUGUGGGGCCUGUGAGUUUUCCAAGGACCUAUGUGGCAUGCUAAACCGAUACACGAGCGCGCGCUUUGGAUGGAACUGGACGACUGUCGCAGAUAGCAAGGGCCAGAAAUAUUUUCCUCGUCUUGGCUCCGAUUACAAGAAAGAUGGCUCAUUUGUUGCGUACUCUUUGCUCAACAGUGAUGCACCCCAGGGACGAGCAAAUCCACUGAUCACACCGCGGCUGGGAAACGUCGCUGCUUCCUGUGCUGUCUCAUUUUACGUCUAUCUUCCUGACCAACACAUUGCAAAAACUCAGAAUUCUAGUCACAGGUGCAGAUCCGCAGCUGGCAUUCGGUGUAUACCCACCGACGACUUCGACGCAAGGUAUGAUUCUUCGGCACCGGCUCGCGGUGGUUGCAGGGAAGCACAUGGGAGGAAAAUGGACACGCAGAGUAGUGAGCACAGGAAGUUGGAAUGCUGGGGCCAGGCGGAAAAUGCUCGCCCCGUCACGUGUGACUUCUCAAAGCCUCUUGACUGUGGAUGGUUUCCCGAGGCCUCGCCAAACAACCUUGACUGGGUGCUCUACUCCGGUGACUUAGGGAAGCUAGACCUCAAGUGGCAACCAGAAGACAGCGCACUGGACAAUGGUGCCUACAUGUAUGCCUACAACACGGAGUCAACUACAAAGGUUGCACGUCUUCUUUCUGUCUGGAUGAACUCAACUUCUGACGUAGGCCGAUGCUUUACUUUCUGGUACAACAUGUGGCAUCCGAAUAGUGGACAGCUGAACCUUCUGCAGCAUGUGGACAAUGUUUCGACAAGCCUUUUGUGGACACGAUCUGGACCGCAAGGCAAGGCCUGGCAGAAGGGACAGGUGCAAGUGCAAUCUGAGGACAAGCACAGAUUUAUUUUCGAAGCUGUCUUGCCAGCCUAUAUUCCCGGAGUUAUUGCAAUUGACCACUUCGUGCUUAAGGACGGCUAUUGUGAAAGUAGCAACGUGUGCACAUUCGAGUCUGGCAACUGUGGCUGGCAGCUUCACAAUUGGGAAGUCACGAAAGGUAGCAGUGCGAUGGUACCUCCGUCGGAUCACACCAACAAGGCGCCACACGGGAGCUUCGCUUUGGCCACGUCCUCCGGGGGCCGCUUGGUGAGUCCAGCUGGCUUCCACAAGGCCUCACAACACAAGUGCCUUCGAUUCUGGUUCUUCAUUGCUGGACUAACAGCAGAAGCCCUCAACGUCACUAACGUAAUCGACGACCAGCGAGAGGAGCAUCUCUGGUAUGCAAGCAAGUCGCACGCUCCGUCUGAUAAAUGGUACUCGGCUGCUGUAGACAUCACCAGCCUCCAAGAAGAUGCCACGCUUGUUUUCGAAGGAUCCACUUCUGGUGACCCUGGCACUGCCGUUGCCGUGGAUGACAUCAGCCUUGGCUACAAGGCCUGUCUUCCACCUGGCAGCUGUUCUUUCGAAGAGGACAUGUGCAACUGGCAAAAUGUCGAAGGUCGCAAGUAUGCGUCGUGGUACAGAAACCAAGGACCAACUUCCAAUUUACGCAAUGGCCUCAAGGGAGACCACACGCUCGGAACAGAUGAAGGAUAUUACUUACUUCUGGACCGUAGCGACCUUUCUGAAACCGGAACGGCUAUCCUCGAAAGUGAGACGUUAUCCAUUGGUCCUGUUGCCUGCGUCAAGCUCUACUACUACAUAAAGCAAAAUACGGAUACAAAAUUGAGUGUCGUAUUCGCUGACAUACUGGGGAAGCAGAUAGGAUUGGCCACCACUGUGUCCGCCACAGGUCCCAGCAAAUGGACUCAGCUGUCAGUAGAAGGAACCAACCUUCCCAGUGCCUAUAUCGCUCGAAUCACUGGCGAUUCGGGGUUCUUCUCCAGUGACCUUGCUAUAGACGACAUUGAAGUGAACGAAGGAAAGUGUGACAACAUCCCGGAUGUUACUGCAAAACCGAAACCAAAAACCAAUCCGCCAACUGCUUCAACACCACUGCCAAGCAAAGCAACAACAGUGCCACACGAAACUACUACCACAGAAAUGAAUCCACCAACAACUGUUUCGAUGUCACUGCCAAGCGAAUCUACAACGCUGCAACAUGACACUACAACCACAGAACAAUCAGUAAUUACAAGUGAGGCAGUCACUGUUACGCCACUGCCUACUAAAAGCGAAGUGCCCUCUACGCCAGAGGCCCUCCUGGAAUGCAAUCGUGGAGAGUUCUACUGCCGCGACGAUCUUACGUGCAUUCCGGGUGUCCUGGUCUGUGACAGUAUCCCUGACUGCCCUAACGGAUUGGACGAAAAAUGUGGAGUACAGAAGAAAUGUAGACCACAGGAGUUCCUGUGUACGAACCGGUCUUCUUCUGACUGUCUUCCACGCACGUUGCUUUGUGAUGGAAAGGAAGACUGCUUAGGAGGAUCUGAUGAAGUACUUUGCGAUGUGUGUCCCCACAAUCUAUGCCUCAAUAAUGGUGUCUGUGGCUUGGCGCCAAAGCAACGUUAUCCCGUCUGCGACUGUCCCGAUGGCUACGAAGGGCCCCGAUGUGAGUCUUUCAUACGAAGUACGUCAAAGGAACACCUACAGACGAGCACAGCACCAUCCAACACAGGCUCCAUUGUCACUGGUGUCCUCGUCUCGAUAGGAGUGGUUGCCAUAGCUGCAGUGGUCGCAGUUGUCGUAUUAAGAAGACGGCGUGAACCUCGUUCCAGAGAAACACUAAUAUCACUGGACGACCCAUCUUUUGAGACAUAUUCAUAUUGAAAAUGGGAAAUUGUGGUUUUACAUCAAGAACAUCCACGGAAUCAGAGGCUGGUCGUAGUGUUUGACUACCGCACAAUGAGACUCUGCUUUCAGUGUCUGUCACUACAGCAUGUACAUAUUAUAUUUUAAAAAUAAAUUAGGCUUGUUUCAAUUAAUAAACUGAAGCGAAUGAUUAUCGCAAAAA